AUGUCGGCAAAAGAGGUUGAAGAAUCCCUGAAAAUUACCAAACUCACUUUACUCAUCUCCGGAAUUAAAAUGGAGCAUGGAAAGUGGGAUCCUCUGUUUAAAAUACUGUUUCAAGUACAGUUUCUCUGGAUCCAUUCGGCCAUCGUGGGCGAACUGUCUUGGGUGGUAGACGGAUCACAGAAUGGGAAGAGUUUCUUAGAACUCUCCUAUAAUAUACCUUGUGCGAUGGUCUGCCUACUUUCUUCAGUAAAGGCCACAUUUUUCUUCAUUCACCAAGACGUUUUUAUUGAAGUUGUUAAAAAACUUAUAAAUAUACAUCCAGAAGUUGAUGAUAAGAGAGUGACUGACGAAAAAACAAUUGAAGAUGAAGAAUUAAACGAUGUCGUACGAAGAAACGUAAAUGAAUCGACUACAUUCCUAAAAUAUUUAAUAAAAUUGGACUUAGCGAUAUGUUCGGGGGUGAUAGUGGCAUUUGCUUUACAACCUCUUCCAGCGAUGGGAUAUGAGUAUUGGAAAACAGGGACUUAUAAAGUAACAUUUCCUUAUAAUGUCAAGUAUUUCUUCGAUCCCUACAGUAAGGCUGUUUGGCCUUUCGUCUAUGUUUAUCUGGUUUGGGCAAGUACCAUAGCAUUCCUCAACACUUUUGGCACAGACACGUUCUUCUUCGCAUUCUGCGUGUACAUGAGGAUGCACUUUCGAAUCCUGCAGAGGAGGUUCCAGGAUGCAGUGUGUGAGAGAGAGGGAAGACAAAUUGUUGAAGUCGUUAAAAGGCACCAGGAUGUGAUAAAUUUAGCAGACCAAAUGGAAAUCCUGUACUCUAAAUCUACCCUCUUCAGCAUGGUCACAAGUUCUAUUCUCAUUUGUCUCUGCGCGUUUAACGCUACGGUCAUGACGGUGAAGGACAUGGGCGUGGUGAUCUCGUUCAUGGCGUUCCUCUCGAUGCUCCUCACUCAGAUCUUCCUCCUGUGCUACUUCGGUGACAUGCUGAUGAAGUCGGUAAGAAAUCGGGUGAUGAUGAUGAUGAUGAUGAUGUUCCUGUCUAUUAGCCUCACGCAGAUCUUCCUCCUGUGCUACUUCGGGGAUAUGCUGAUGAAGUCGAGUACGGAAAUAAGCGACGCCAUCUACAACAGCCAAUGGUAUCAAGCGGAUCAACGUAUGAAGAGAAACGUGCUGUUUGUUUUGAGCAGAUCACGUAUACCAUGUAAACUGACAGCUUCCGGUUUCGCAGAUGUCAAUAUGGAACUAUUCACUUCGAUACUCGGUCGAUCGUGGUCUUUCUUCGCUCUUCUGAAGACUGUUAUCAAGUAAACAAUGAGGAUGACAGAAACCUGUUUCAUUGAUGUAAAAAGAUUUCAGUCAUCCAGUUCAACCAUACUUUCUAACUUCUAACAUACACUACAUGUAAAGCAGGGAUUCUUAAAGUGGGGUCCACGGACC
Molecule: messenger RNA, 1437 nt
Organism: Cydia strobilella
Lineage: Eukaryota; Metazoa; Arthropoda; Insecta; Lepidoptera; Tortricidae
Product: odorant receptor 4-like
Exons: 8
Coding region: 1-1308 (435 amino acids)
Biological process (GO): sensory perception of smell; detection of chemical stimulus involved in sensory perception of smell
Cellular component (GO): plasma membrane
Molecular function (GO): olfactory receptor activity; odorant binding
Source: RefSeq, a predicted model, not a curated record